Messenger RNA from Galdieria sulphuraria, 1209 nucleotides. Its product is annotated as aldo/keto reductase. The coding region runs from base 49 to 990 and encodes 313 amino acids. The record is from RefSeq and is a predicted model, not a curated record. The transcript has 4 exons. Gene Ontology annotation, molecular function: aldose reductase (NADPH) activity. NCBI's taxonomy places the organism in Eukaryota, Rhodophyta, Bangiophyceae, Galdieriales, Galdieriaceae. Gene Ontology annotation, cellular component: cytosol.
GGACAAGUCAUGUAAGGGCGUCAUUUUGGAGUAUUGUUAUCAAUUGUCAUGACGAGUAGUUUAUCAGCCAAACUCUAUUCAGGUAGCCGCUAUACUGGACAUGAUAUACCUAUGAUAGGUUUUGGUACCUGGAAAGCUGAACCUGGAGUUGUAGGAGAAGCAGUUGAUCUUGCUGUUCAGACUGGUUAUCGUCAUAUUGACUGUGCUGCUGCUUAUUGUAACGAGAAAGAAAUUGGUCGAGUUUUUCAAACCAUCUUUUCCAGUGGAAAGUGUAAAAGAGAGGAUUUAUUUGUCACUUCCAAACUAUGGAACACUUGUCAUAAGAAGGAGCACGUCGUUGCUGCUUGUAAACAGACCUUGAGCGAUUUGGGAUUGGAAUACUUGGACUUGUAUCUUGUGCAUUGGCCAGUUGCUUUUGAAUAUACUGGACUUCCUAUUACAGGAGAUAUUGCUAUGCCACUUGACUCCAACAGAAAGCCUCGACUUGUUAGUGUAUCUUUGAAAGAGACUUGGCAAGCGAUGGAGUCUUUGGUGCAUAGUGGACUCGUGAAGAAUAUUGGAGUAUCCAAUUUUCAUAUUGUCGAGUUGUUGGACUUGAUGACUUAUUGUGAGAUUCAACCCGCAGUGAAUCAAAUAGAAAUGCACAUUUACAAUCAACAAGAAGAUUUGAGAGCCUUUUGUGCCAAACAUAAUAUUCAUGUAACUGCAUAUUCACCUUUGGGAAGUGGUAGAAUGGGACCUUUGCAAGAUCCUCUCGUUCAGAAAAUAGCACAACAACUUGGAAAGACUCCUGCUCAAGUUUGUUUGGCUUGGGCUCGCAAUAAAGGAGUUUCUGUGAUACCUAAAAGUGUUACACCCAAAAGAAUAGAAGAAAACUUUGAUUGUGGCUUUGCAUUAACAACCGAAAUGAUGCAACAACUUGCCACAUUGGAUAAACAACAAAUCGUUUGUGAUACCAAAGAGUAUUGGAAUUUAGCUGUCAAUUCUUAAUCGAAAGGAAAUGAUACACUUCAUAAAGCAAUAUGUGUUUGUCUUUAUGUUUUCAUUAUCAUGGAAAGAAAGUUUACAAUCGUAUCCUCUUCGUUUACACUGAACUGUUGUUGAAAAUGAUUCAAGAUAGUGUUGAUGAGUUGUUGUCUUUUAUAUCCUUUCUCCAAAGGAAGAUGAAACUGUAUACAAUAUUUUUCCAAUGAACUAUCGGAUAAUCUU